AUGAUCUCAAAAGAACCAUCCUUGAAUCCGCCACACAGUCUGAUUCUGGACUUGAGACGAACAAGUUCAUUGGCUUCCUCGUGGUCCAUCGCAUUUAUUUUCUCUCAAAUUCUCAAGAACAAAACAUCAGCUACUGUUUAUAUACCUUCGAUUAAAAUGCAAUCGGCUACGAUAUUUACAAUUUGUGUUUAUAUGAUCAUUCAAAUUGCACCCACAAACCAACGAAUAAUCGAAGACGAUUCUUUGAAUUUAACCAUAGAUGGCGACUCAAGCGAUACGAAGAAAAACAGCGAAAUUAGCAGCAGUGGCGAAAUGGUCAAAACCGUAACAUACCAUCGGGCGUCGACGCCAACACGGAUUCUCGAGUGCAUUACGAGGUUCUCUAUUCUGCGGUGUUCGAAGUUGUUUGUGCUGCAGAAAAUGGAAGAACGACAGGUAUAUCCUCGAACUGGAAAUCUGACCAAGGACUUCCUGGAACAGUUCUUCGGAGGUGAAGACGAUGAAAUGGGUAUGGACAGUUUAGUGGAGGGAAAGUUGGCCGAAAUCCCCGAUGACGAGUUGACGCAACGAGUGAUUUGGCAAUUCCAGAGAUUUUUCAAAAAUCGAAAUAUUCAGCUGCAUUUCUUGCCUGGAGUUAAAGUGAAAAUUGUCCCCAGUAAAGAAAAUAAACUAAAGUUGUCGCUGAAAAGGAACAAACGAAGAAACUACCAGGAUAUUGGCACAGGACGUGGGAAAGGUGAUAGGAAAAAGAUUAAAAAGAAAUCCAAACACUCGUAUAAGGAUUUAAUGAUCCAGAUGGCUGUUCCGGUGAUGGUUAUGCCAGCUGUGCUAUUGGGAACUUUUCUGCCUUUCAUAUUACCUGCAAUCAAAAUGGCAACUUUUAUGUCUACAAUUAUGAAUAAUAGCGCCUUUUUAGCGGCACUUCUUUAUGCAGCCAGAACACAUGUUAUGAAUAGUGAUAAUAAUGAGGCACAACCAGUUAUGUAUUCGCCACAUGGAGGAUUUCACUAG
Molecule: messenger RNA, 1011 nt
Organism: Eupeodes corollae
Lineage: Eukaryota; Metazoa; Arthropoda; Insecta; Diptera; Syrphidae
Exons: 2
Coding region: 1-1011 (336 amino acids)
Source: RefSeq, a predicted model, not a curated record